Leucoraja erinaceus (little skate) is the source of this 2744-nucleotide messenger RNA. RefSeq names its product hormonally up-regulated Neu-associated kinase (gene hunk). Gene Ontology annotation, cellular component: cytoplasm. Lineage: Eukaryota; Metazoa; Chordata; Chondrichthyes; Rajiformes; Rajidae. Gene Ontology annotation, molecular function: protein serine/threonine kinase activity; ATP binding. The record is from RefSeq and is a predicted model, not a curated record. Gene Ontology annotation, biological process: protein phosphorylation; intracellular signal transduction. The coding region runs from base 376 to 2439 and encodes 687 amino acids. The transcript has 10 exons.
UAAGAUCUUUGGUCGGAAUGACGAUCUUCUGCAUUUGACACAAGCUCUUGGCCGCCGCGCUGGUAAACAUUGCUGGGACAGUAAAGUGGGAGACCCGUUCGCCCCACAUUUUUGUGUCAGUUUCACUACUUCAUCGCAAGUAACUGGAAACCCGGGCUGGGCGAGUUAGUUCUUCCAAUUCGCUCUGGUGUGUCGACAGAGUUGUUUGGUCUGAUGUGUUUGGUCUGAUGCCGAACGACUGAUAGUUGGAAAUUGGCGCGGAUUAUUUAUUUAUUUUGAACAGCAGCGGCGCCCGCCUUUUGUCGCUCCGGAUCGCGGAACACCUUUCCUACAGGAGCAGCGACAUAAGGCAGGCAGUCGGUGCCCGGUCCGAGGAUGCCCGCGGCGGCGGGGGACAGCAUGGACCACCCGGCUCCGGGAGCUCUCCGCAUUGCCACCUCGGAAAUUAACCUUCCAUUUUCGGUUGCCCAUGUUUCUCGAGAGUCGAUCCGGAAUUUCCACCACACCAAGAGGGUCGGAAGCUAUCUGAUUGGGAGGAAGUUAGGAGAGGGCUCUUUCGCCAAAGUUAGGGAAGGAUUACACGUUCUAACUGGUGAAAAGGUGGCUGUGAAGGUUAUUGACAAGAAGAAAGCCAAGAAAGAUUCCUAUGUGACAAAGAACCUGAGGAGAGAAGGGCAGAUUCACCAGAUGAUCAGGCACCCUAAUAUUACACAGCUUCUGGACAUACUUGAAACCGAAAACAGCUACUACUUGGUGAUGGAGCUGUGCAUAGGAGGCAAUUUAAUGCACAAAAUGUACGAUAGAAAGAUACUAGAAGAAACGGAGGUACGGCGAUAUAUCAGGCAGCUCACUCUCGCAGUGGAGCAUCUGCACCGCGCUGGAGUGGUCCACAGAGAUCUGAAGAUUGAAAACCUUUUACUCGACGAGGAAAACAAUAUAAAAUUAAUAGAUUUUGGAUUGAGCAACUGUGCUGGUAUAUUGGGUUAUUCAGACCCUUUCAGUACUCAGUGUGGAAGUCCAGCCUACGCAGCUCCAGAGCUUUUAGCACGGAAGAAGUAUGGUCCCAAGGUGGAUAUAUGGUCAAUUGGUGUGAACACCUAUGCAAUGCUGACUGGCACCUUACCUUUCACAGUGGAGCCAUUCAGCCUGAGAGCUUUGCAUCAGAAAAUGGUUGAUAAAGACCUCAAUCCCCUACCUGUACAUCUCUCAUCAGCUGCUAUUAAUUUUCUGCUGUCUUUACUGGAGCCUGACCCCAUCAAACGGCCAAACAUCCAACAGGUACUUUCCGACCGCUGGCUAAAUGACGACCCUCAAAGGACACCUACAUCAAGCACAGCUUACACAAACCGGCUUCAUCCCGAGGACUUGAACCAGAGUGUUAUGCUCCACAUGACUGAGAAAAUGGGAUAUAAACAUGCUGAGGUGGUAAACACAGUGCUGUCAAAUCGGGCCUCCCACACUCUUUCCAUCUACUUCCUGCUAAAUAGGAAAUUGGAUCAUUAUUUCAAAAGUGCUGCGAAACCAGACUUUGCAGAUGGUCUUUGCUACAAGAACAUAUUGCAUCAGUUGGAUAAAUACAGACUGAAGGAAGUACAGGAGGAAAAGAAGGCCAAGGAUUCAGGGAAAAGAAUGGAUGUUAUCCAGAAGCCUUUCUCCAGAAAGGCAGAGAAAAGUUUUGGAAUUUCAAAAUUCCAAAAUUCCAAAUUUCUUGCUCCAGUGAACCCCGGUAAUGUUGAUCAGACAGACAGAAAGGUCUCCAAAACUGAAAGAGGGUUGUCGCUGGAACCUUGCCGUCCUGUUGCAUCCAUUCCAGUCGGUGGAGCCAGAGCCAGCAAGAAUGGCUACAUCAAGUCACCUUCCUUGGAAGGUGAAUACUUGGAAAUGCACCGUACCCACCCAAGGACCCCUCUGCCUCUCAGGCAGCACGAGUCUCCGCCCCUGGGCUUGGUGAGGUCAAAAAGAAGAACAAAAGGUAUAUUUCCCAUCGUCAGCAAUGGGCACCCACCUGGCAUGGGACAAGAUCAAAUAGAGCUGGCUCCUCGGCAGAGAGGCUUGGUAUCUGCAGGAAUUUUCUCUUCCGCAGCCAACGAAGAACACGAGUGCUUGCGUCCCAUGAAACUUCCGAGCUACCCCGCCCACACCGUUCCAACGUAUGACGGGAAGAAAGAUCUUUUAAGGCCCCAGACGUCACCUCUUGGCCCAUUGGAUUCGCCGAACUCAAAAUCUCAUGAGCUGGCCAAUCCUUGUCUGGUCAAAAGCAGGGGCAAGUUUCCAAUGAUGGGCAUUGGGCAGAUGUUGAGAAAGCGGAACCAAACCUUACAGUCACGCACAGAAGGACCCACAGACGUGAAUGGUCACGAGACACCAAAACCAACUAUUAUACAGGAGAUAUUCUAUACUGCCAGCAAUCUACAACCCCAGUGUACUCUUCAUUCUUGAGCCAUAGACUGAGACAUGAUUUAUCUCUGGGAUGCAUGCACAAUGUUUGUGAAAUUGCUCAUUCAAUACACUAUAUAUAUAUUAUAUGAUUUUUUUUUCUCUAUAUGAUUUUUUUUUCUAUGAUAUUUUUACGUAAAUUCUCUCAGGAUCUCAUAAAAAAUAAUUAAUCUGAUUUUAUCAUGCUGAACUAAUUUGGUUCUUUAAGCCACAAAACCAUGAAAUUGUGUCAUUUAAAAUAACACAAAGCUGAUCCAUUCCCUGUACAAUAACCUUGGUCCGUUGAAUAUUAAAAAGAACAGGGAAAG